UUGUUCCAACUGCAUCUUUCUUGCUCAGAAGAAUGGCUGACGAAGAACCAAUCACCAACCCUGGUUCUGGUUCUGGAUCCACAACCGCUUCUGGUACAGGUUCUGACUCAGAUAAUUCUACUGACUCCAUUGACUUAGAAUGCACAGCAUCUUGUGUAGCGAUUCAAUGGAAGGUCCAAGAGGCUUUCCUUGAAGGAAAAAGAGUCGCAGCAACUACAAAUGCAAACCCUAACCCAAACACAACAGUCUACAACAAUCCGCCAGGGAUCCUACUGGACAACUUUAACGAGGGAUGGAAUCGAGGUGUCGACAAUGCAGGUCUAGUCCAUACCAUUGAUUUCCCUCAGGUUGUGAAUGCCUUUAGGUCUGCCGCCUACAAGGCUGGGCUUAUCUUAGAGUCAUUGUACGAUGACUCGCCCAAAGCUUUGCCGACAUCGGACUACCAAGAACUUGUCUCUGCAUGGGAAUUAGCUGGUUACUACGCGGGGACUCACAUGAUGGAGCAAUACCAUUACGAGAAGCACUUGCACAUCGCCACUUUCAUGGAUUUCUUCACUAAUCGAAAAUUCUGAACACACGCUUCGGGGAAAGGCUUCUGCCUUUGAAAAGAUUCUGAUUGCUACUACCUAGUAUGAAAAGAAAACAAUAAGGUUCUUAGAUAUGCAUGGUUUUUAGGUGUUCUAAUAGUAUGAGUUCACCCUUAAUUAUUAAGUUGAUCCUUCGUAAUAAGUUAGUUUGGAAACACCACAAUGUUCCACUUUAAGACUCUUUAAUAGUAAUUAAUCAUAUAUAUAUCUGCCAUGUUCACCAAUCAUCUAAUUAGGCCACUGCUGAUGAGAGAACAUCAAAGAGACACAUAUGACUAAGUUGUUA
Molecule: messenger RNA, 873 nt
Organism: Camelina sativa (false flax)
Lineage: Eukaryota; Viridiplantae; Streptophyta; Magnoliopsida; Brassicales; Brassicaceae
Source: RefSeq, a predicted model, not a curated record